AAACUUUUUUUUUUUUUCAUCCAGUUCUUAUCGGCUCACAAAAAUUCCGACAAGUCGCAACACCAGCCACGCAAGCGCAGAAUCCCAACUAAAAAUUGUCAGACGCAAAGGCCACCACUCGUACACCUGUCGGCAUUGGCGGGAUUCUCAAAAGUGUUAGUCCUGCCCUAGAGGUCCGUUCCGUCUGUCAGAUUCAGUGCUUCAUCUCAGCUUUGGGCCUGUUCGUCUGAUUCGGCGCACCGAGCCACCCUCCAGUCCACUCACAUUAACUGUUGCCUUCUCAGCCCGUUUGCCUUCUGCUAAAGACGCACUCAGCCUCCUGCAGUCUUACAGCUCACUUGCGCCCCCAUCUGAAUGCUGCUCGUUUCUGGCAAGAUCUGCACCAGAAAGCAUAGUCAAAGUUGCGUGAAGUCGCAAUCGGCCUGUUGAGACUCUGCGUCCCAACAUCUUUUCGUCGACAAUCAACACCAAAGACGCAUCGCUAGGUUCGCUUGAGCACUCAAUCAGCCGUCAGACCAACUCCUGGUGGAUCAUCCUACUCAGCCGCCCGCAAUAGAGCAAUUCGACGCCGGACCACACUGUGACUCGUUGACCUGAGCAAGUCGUCCUAACCUCUGCUUACUCUUCGCCAAUUGGAAUUAGACUCUGUUUCACCGUUAGAGACAACACACCAGACUGCAAUCAUGGUGUCCUUUUCUUGUGAAGUUUGCGGCGACGUCGUGACCAAAAAGAAGCUCGACCCGCAUCGCCAACGCUGCUGGGGUGCAAACUUCACCUGCAUUGAUUGUAUGACCCACUUCCCGGGUACUGAAUAUCGCUCCCAUACGAGUUGUAUGACGGAAGAGCAAAAAUAUCAGGGUGCUUUGUAUCGACCCAAGAAAGGAAAAGGCCCACAAAAUCAGAACCAGAAUCAGAACCAGAAUCCGAACCAGAACAGGAAUCAGAAUAACGUCCAAGCCAUGGCGCAACCCGCGUAUGUCGAGGAGGUUGCGGAGGACUUUGAUACAUGGCGCCAGCACGACAACAACGGCAAUGCGGCUGCUCAGGCACCCACUCCUCCUUCAGCAACUGAGGCUCCUGUCAACGUUUUUGACUACAUGGUCAACCCUACACCAACCACCUCGCGCGUUUCCGUUGCGGAAGAGCAGCCUGGGCAGACGGAGAGCAACGAAAUGGUACGCUACGAGUCCAAGACCAAAGAGAGCACAGAGAACGCUGUUGUUCACCACGAAACCCCGGCGCCAAAGAAGAAGUCCAAAGAUGGAGAGAAGGAGGUUAAGAAGGAUAAGAAGAGGAAGAGGGAACUCCACAUCGAGACAGACCAUCCGAUGACCGACGCGCCCCCUGUUUUGCAUUCCGGAUUGACUGGGGGAAUCAGCCGCAUGAUGAGCAGACCCGAUGUCUUCCCUCCCUCGCCAGAGUCCGCGGAGACACCGGCUAGCCCACUCAAGAAGUCCAAGCACUCGAAGCACCACAAAUCAGAGAGUCUUGGAAACAGUCUGAUGGCCAUGAUUGCUGGUUCGAAGCUCAAGAAGAGCAAGUCCUCGAAGACGAAGGAAUCGAAGGACACCAAGGAAGGGAAGGAGAAGAAGUCAUCGUCUGCGUCGCCGUCAUCCAAGAAGCACAAGCAUAGCCACAGCAAGUCGCUCGAAGUACCCAAGGAGCAAAAGAUGAUUGAGUACACGCCCGGUUCCAAGGACGGCGCCGUCGACAAGGACAAGGAUAACCAGGUCGUCAUCUUCCAGCCUCGCGCCGAGCGUUUUCUGAGCUUCGUCAACAAGGGCCCCGAGAGCGAUAAGGGUGUAAGCCUCAACAAGGCACUGAAGCGCUAUCACCGCGAGCGCAGCGCGUCGGGAACUAGUGUGAGCAAGCUGGCGGAAGAGAAGGAGCUGUGGCGGUCGUUGAGGAUGAGGAGGAACGAUAGGGGGGAAAUUGUAUUGUUCUGUGUUUAAGUAGAUGCUCGGGGUGGGAAAAAAAGCGCGAGAAAUACAAAUACGGACAACAAUGUAACGAAAAGGAAGGAACGAAGAUGGUGUGUCACGGCGUUUGAGGGGGCACACCUGUCCAUUCUUGUAUUGGAAUUAUGUACCAUACCCAAAUCAUGUGUUACUACUUUCGUAUUCUAUUUACAUUUCGAAAAGUGGCAAAUACUGGAACAACCA
Neurospora crassa OR74A is the source of this 2162-nucleotide messenger RNA. RefSeq lists its product as hypothetical. Gene Ontology annotation, biological process: rRNA processing; negative regulation of transcription by RNA polymerase II. Bases 684 to 1952 code for a protein of 422 amino acids. The record is from RefSeq and is a predicted model, not a curated record. The transcript is spliced from 3 exons. Gene Ontology annotation, molecular function: DNA binding. Gene Ontology annotation, cellular component: nucleolus. Lineage: Eukaryota; Fungi; Ascomycota; Sordariomycetes; Sordariales; Sordariaceae.